This is a messenger RNA of Truncatella angustata, 2073 nucleotides long. RefSeq names its product major facilitator superfamily domain-containing protein. Bases 220 to 1854 code for a protein of 544 amino acids. NCBI's taxonomy places the organism in Eukaryota, Fungi, Ascomycota, Sordariomycetes, Amphisphaeriales, Sporocadaceae. Gene Ontology annotation, biological process: transmembrane transport. Gene Ontology annotation, molecular function: transmembrane transporter activity. The transcript is spliced from 8 exons. The record is from RefSeq and is a predicted model, not a curated record.
GAACAUCAGAAGACAGAAUAUCUCCGGGCUGUGAUAUGGACCAUGUGCCGCCGGCGAGAUAAGAGCCACACUAUGUGCCUGCACUGCCGGCUGUGGUAUAACCUGUACUUGAAACUGAUUGCCUGCUUCUUGAAUAUCAACCGUAACCGUCGGUCUAAAAAGGCUUUAAAGAAAUCAACAAAAUUACUACUCUGAGCUGGACUAUUGCAACUUUUCAAUAUGCCAGUUGAACUAGAUCCACCCCCCGGAACUGUUCUCCUUCUUGAAUUACAUCGAGAUGUCACAAACGAAGAAGAGAUCAUACUGCUACCUACACCAUCUGACGAUGUCAACGAUCCGCUGAGAUGGUCAAAAUGGCGGAAAUCGUUUCACUACGGGCUCGUCACAGCCGUCAGCAUAGCCGAGUUUACAUUACUAUCCAUACAAACAACUUUUUGGACCCAGAUGCUUGCGGAGAUGGAUGUCGACUACGCAGACUUGACCAAUGCGCAGGCUGUGCAACUUGUCGGUCUGGCUGUCGGCUGCAUCUUCGUCAUCCCCUUUACCAGGAAGUACGGCCGCCGUUCCACAUAUAUUUUCUCGACAGCUUUACUGGCAGCAUCGUGUUGGUGGGCGGCGUACAUGAAGAGCCGUGUUGAGCUCUACAUAACCUCCUUACUGUUUGGCCUUGCAGGUGCUCCAAAUGAGACUGUGGUGCAGAUGAGUAUAACGGAUUUGUUUUUCCUCCAUCAAAGAGCAUCGGCCAAUGCCGUGUACUUCGUCGCCGUCAUGAUGGGCAGCUUCCUCACGCCGAUGAUCGCGGGAUACCAAGCGUCUAUUACUGGCUGGCGGGACUCAUACUUCGCACUAGCCAUAAUACUUACCCUACUCACGGUCGCCUUCGUUCCUCUGUUCGAGGAGACCAAAUACGUCCCACUCACCAAUGAUAGUGAUACAGGAGGCAGAGUCCAGAUACCCGCAGAGUCGCAGUACACUCCAAACAGCGCCCGACCGAAUACGAACGAGAAAGAUAUCAAGAUAGCCCUAAAUGCGGACCCGGAGCUCCUAGCCGCCCGCGUAUCAUCGCAUGCGGUGGGAAUGGCGCUUCCGCGCCCCAAUUCGUGGCGGCAGCGCCUCCGAUUUGUCACGCCGACGGGCGAGCCGCUCCUCAAAACCGCAUACUACCCACUGUACACCGUGUGCCUGCCGCACGUCGUGUUCUCGGCCGUACAGUUCGCACAAGCGGUGUGCUGGCUCGUGGUGGUCUCCUCCAUGAUCUCCAUAAUCUUUGCCGCGCCGCCGUAUAGCUUCGAUUCGGCCGGGCUCGGGUACAUGUUCGCCGGCCCUUUCAUCGGUUCGAUAUUCGGCAGCAUCUACGGCGGCCCGCUCCUGGACAGAGCCGCUGUUUACUUCGCCAGGCGCAACGGUGGCGUCUACGAGCCGGAGAUGAGGCUUUAUCUCUUCCCUUUCCAGGCUCUUGUCAUGGCCGGCGGCUUGAUCAUGUUUGGGAUCACGGCAGACAAGGGGUGGCACUGGAUAUAUCCCAGCAUAGGCGCCGGCUUCUUCGGUUUCGGCAUGGGUGCGAGCGGCGAUAUUUGCUUCACCAUGAUCCUGGACACAUAUCCCGAGCUCGUCUCGGAGGCAUUUGUGCUCAUCACCUUUAUCCGCAACUCGAUCAGCAUUCCCGGGCCGUUCUGCAUCACACCUUGGCUCGCGGCCAUGAGUGUUAGCAAUAUGUUUAUCACGGCUGGCCUCAUCUCGCUCGGCGUGUCACUGUUCUGUAUUCCGUUCCUCGUCUGGGGCAAGAAAUGGCGGGUUGGGCUUGCUCCGUUCUACCGCGGGCUGUGUGAUGGAGUCACUGGCGUUCGUCGCUGAUACACACAUUUCAAACUUUGUGGUCAAUAUUUUGAGGAUAUAUUGGGUCGGGGUUUCAGUGUUGCAGAGCCAUUUCUGGUUCAAUUCCGUCGGUGUGGGCGUAAACAUAUUUACGAUCAGAAAUGUUUCACAGAGCAAUAUCCGUUGAUCGGCCCCGGAGAGAGGACGUCUUGAUGCAGCUUAGGCAAGAAUCAGGACUAAUGUGGCUGCACGUAGGAC